Messenger RNA from Oncorhynchus gorbuscha (pink salmon), 5186 nucleotides. RefSeq names its product ral guanine nucleotide dissociation stimulator-like 3a (gene rgl3a). The coding region runs from base 428 to 2830 and encodes 800 amino acids. Lineage: Eukaryota; Metazoa; Chordata; Actinopteri; Salmoniformes; Salmonidae. The transcript is spliced from 18 exons. Gene Ontology annotation, biological process: positive regulation of GTPase activity; Ras protein signal transduction. The record is from RefSeq and is a predicted model, not a curated record. Gene Ontology annotation, cellular component: plasma membrane. Gene Ontology annotation, molecular function: guanyl-nucleotide exchange factor activity.
GGGACUCGCUCACUUUUAAUGAAGAGAUCUGUUAAGCGGAAAGAUAUUGGACCUGACAGAUCUGUAAUCAGAUUACUUAUACAGGACCGUAUUACACAACGGAGAAGAGGGGAGCAGGGAAAGAGGAAAAAAGGGGACCACCCGCCCUUCUUUCUCUCUUUCCCUCUCUCUCUCCAUAGUUCAGCUGUUAAAGCACCAACCAGUACAAUCAACAUUCACUGAGUGACCAUUCAAUGCCACUCUCUCCAGCUCCAAGCUUCCCAUCAACACAGUUUCCCUGUAUGGAAUGCUCUUGUCAUCACUCAGAGAGAAACUGUACAACCAUCAUGGCUCCAGAGAUGAAUCUGGGCUGAUCUGUCAAACUGCGGUUUAGGAGACACUCACCAAUCGAACGCAGUGAGAACCUUGAUGACUCUACUACCUGUGGAUGAGGAUGCGGUCUACACUAUCUCUCUGUGGAGGUGAAGGGGAGGGCAGGGGCCUGAGAGCCCGGGUAGGCAGGAUGAAGAGACUGCUGUGCCUUCGACACACCCACCGUGUGGAUGUCCUGACGGACAUGGAGCCGGGGCUCUGGCUGAGGCGCUUCCAGCUGCUGGACACAGAGGUCACUGAGGACCCAGUGCAGGAGUGGGGGGAGGAGGUGGAAGAGGGGGCCGUGUUCGGCAUAACCCUAUGUAGGGAGCCUGUGCUCCCCAGCCCCUCCACCCAGGUCCCCUCAGAGCCUCUCACUAUGUCCCUGUCGACUCCAUCGGCUUUCAACUUCAUCCAGUACCACACAGUGAAGGUGCGUCGGUUGAAAGCGGGGACCCUGGAGCGCCUGGUAACCCACCUGCUGGACUCAGAACACCAGGAAUCUGACUACGUCAGAGUGUUUCUGUCCACCUACAGAACCUUCACCACCCCCAACACACUCAUAGAACUGCUCUUCCAGAGGGAUGAUAUGAUUGCCAACCUGGACAACACAGUCUGCCCAAGGAGCACCCUGGUGCCCCUGAUCAGAACCUGGCUAGAAGAACACAGGGAGGACUUCAGAGAACCCCCUCGGCACCCCUCUCUGAGGCUGCUCUGUUUCCACCUCCGCCACCGCCUCGCCUUCCGUCGCAUCGCACAAACAGCUGAGACGCUGCUCAAGAAGCUCCAGGAAGAAGAUCGCAUUAGUCUGCAUCAGUCUGCACCAAUAGAUAAUAGUGAUUGUCAGCAGAAAGAGGAGGGGUCAGGAGAGGAAGUACCGAAGGAGGCGACUGGAGACUUUAUGGACUUCCCUGUCAUUGAGGUGGCAGAGCAGCUGACACGAUUGGAUGCUGACCUCUUCAUCAAGGUGGUCCCAUUCCAGUGCCUGGGCUGUGUCUGGUCUCAGCGGGACAAGAAGGAGAGCCGCAACGUGGUGCCCACCGUCCGUGCCACCAUCGCCCAGUUCAACGCUGUCACCAACCGGGUCAUCACCUCCCUGCUGUGCUCCUCGUCAAUGUCUCCGAUCUCUGUCUCCUCCUCAACCCUGAGUCCAUCUACGGCCCCUAGCUCCCCUCUCCUCCCUGACACCAGCCCCACCCUCAGGGCCAGGGUGCUAGAGCGGUGGAUCGCCAUAGCACAGGAGUGCAGAACGCUGAAGAACUUCUCCUCUCUGAGAGCCAUCCUGUCAGCCCUGCAGUCCAAUGCUGUGUACCGCCUCAAGAAGACCUGGGCUGCCGUCAACAGGGAUUGUAUGGCCUGUUUUGACCAGCUGUGUGAGACGUUCCCAGAUGAGAACUGUUUUCUGACCAGCAGAGAGAUCCUGGUGGAGGAUGGCAGCCAGCCGGAUGACAACGCCACCCCCAAGUCACCCCAGCUGUGCCCCAUGUCUAAACAGAUGAGCCCUACCAGUGGUGUAGUCCCCUACCUGGGCACCUACCUGACAGUCCUCACCAUGCUGGAUACUGCACUCACAGACACAGUAGAGGGUAGCCUCAUUAACUUUGAGAAACGUAGACGGGAGUUUGAGAUCCUGUCUCAGAUUGGCCAGCUGCAGGCGUUCUGCUCCUGCUACAGGCUUCCGGUAGACCAGACCAUCUCAGCCUGGCUGCAGAACCACACCAUGCUCAAUGACCAGGAGAGUUAUGAGCUGUCCCGUGCUCUGGAGCAUCCGGUCGACCCUUGUCCAAACUCGCCCUCUUCCUGGAGCCAGCGCCUGCUCAACAAGAAGCUCCCCUCAAAGACUCAUUCAGACCAGCUCAGUGUGUCGUCAUCAGGCUCCAGUGGUUCUGAGAUGGAGGAUCUGUCCUCACCACAGCCCUCACCCCUCAGAGUCAAACUCAAGUCUCUGUCAGGCUCCCUCCACAACGUGUCUGAAGGCCUCUCCUCCAACACCACCUCACCCACUCCCUCCAACGCCUCCUGCAGCUCCUCCCAGCCCGACCUCUCCUACUCCUCUAUGGUCAUGAGCCCUGACUGCUCCUCCUCCUGUUGCUCCUCCUCCUCUCCUCCGUGCUCUAAGCCUGUCUAUAACAAGCAGGUAGCCGACUCCUGCAUCGUGAGGGUGAGCGUGGAGUGCGGCAACAACGGCAAUGUCUAUAAGAGCAUUCUGCUGACCAGUCAGGACCACACUCCUCAGGUGAUCCAGAGGGCCCUGGACAAACACAACCUGGAGAACAUGAGCUGUACAGACUUCAGCCUCACACAGCUGCUGUCCCAGGACAAAGAACUCCAGAUCCCUGACAAGGCCAACGUGUUCUACGCCAUGGCCACCUCGGCCAACUAUGACUUUGUCCUCCGCCAGCGCUGGAGGAGCCACAGCAGACUCCUAGGCACUUCUUCUAGCCCCGGGGCCCAGGCCAGGGGAUGCCAUGCCAAGUAGACGGCACCACAGCUCCACCUCCUAGUCUGGAGGGAGAACUACAGCAAUAGAAAAGGGUGGAAGUGGAAUUGUGGCCCACUGGAACCAUGGCGUAGUCACUGUAACUGAGCUAGCUGCUGAUGCUUGGUAGAAAUGCGCAUUUAAGCCUUUCAUUGGCCACAGCCUGAGAACUUGCAUUGUGAACACCAUUAUGAAGUUUCUGCACCAGGACGUGGUUGACUCAUCAUUGGAAAGGAGAUUAUUUUGAUACUCAUGAACUCAAGGAUGGGAAUAGAUGCAUUCCAGGAGGUUCCAUAUUGAAGGAUGGAAACUGAACAGGUGAAUUGAAGUGACGCAAGCAGACAUUUUGUGGCCUCAUAUCCACUUCGGUGGAUUGAAGCCAUCUGGAUGUCAAUGGAAGAAAUGAGGAAUCAACCACAACCAUUUUUAUUUUCUACACAAGACUAACACCAGCUAAUGUCAACAAAUAUGCUAUGGCACUUUUAGAAUGUUGACCAGUGUAUUGAACCAGCACUGCAUGUCAUUAAUUUAGCUCCGAACAGCAAAGACUAUUAUCAACACAAGUGACUAUGCAUCUACUUAUUUAUGGAGAAAAGGAACCUGGAGGCAGGAAAUCUCCCUUUCUACUCUAAAUAGGUGUUCCAACAUAAAGGGCAUGCAGGUCAUUGACUCUGGGUCGAUGGAAGUGUCCAACAUGAUUGAGUGGGGUGUGUAGGUCUCACAUAAUGAUGCAGUCCUUAUGGGCUGAGGGGAUGACCAUUCACAUGGUCCACACACCUGGGUACGCGGUUCUAACAUUUCAGAAAGUGAGGAAGGAAAGGUACAUUUAAGUGUUGAAGCAGGAUGUGUUCCAUAGGCUUUAGAUAUAACAUACACAUACACACAGACCGAGACAGAAAUAAUUAACAGCGGUAGAUAUGAUAGUGUUAUUAGCAAUAUGAAUAUAGACCAGAUCGUUUCAGAAAUUAUUCUCAAUGCUAUGUUGCAUUUCAGUGUUUCAGCUUUGAGCGAGGGGAUUUUUUUUAUUUUUACAAAUUAUAAAGUGAUAUUUGUUUGUAAUUUGAAUUGUUCAAUGGAGGGAGGGGCAGUGCCUGGUAAAUGUACAGUAUGUUUAAUGUCUUAACUAUAAUGGGAUGAUGGCACUUUAAGUCUCUUAUCAGAACGUUUGUUUUGAAUGUCAAAUGAAGGAUAUAAACAGUGUACAGAACAUGAAUGACUCACACUGACCAGGUGAAAGAUAUAAUCCCUGAUGUCACCUGUUAAAUCCACUUCAAUCAAUGUAGAUGAAGGUUCAUGGAUUUCUAAGCCUUGGGUUUUCUAUGUGUCACAGGGUGAAUGGCAAGACGAGAUUUAAAUGCCUUUCAACAGGAUAUGGUAGUAGAUUGCAGGCACACCGGUUUGUGCGUGUCAAGAACUGUAACACUGCUGGGUUUUUCACGCUCAACAGUUUAUUGUGUGUAUCAAGAAUUGUCCACCAACCAACUUGACAUAACUGUGGGAAGCAUUGGAGUCAACAUGGGCCAGCAUCCCUGUGGAACGCUAUUGGCACCUUGUAGAGUCCAUGCCCCAAUAAAUUUAGGCUGUUUUGAGGGGAAAGGUGGUGCAACUCAAUAUUAGGAGGGUGUUCUUACUGUUUUGUACACUGUUUUUCUAUACGUGACUACAGGCUAUCUGAAGAAAUGCAGAAAAAGAGAGCGGAGGAGGGAGAGUGUUUCCCCCAAACAAUGUCUGAUAACAAACCCCUAACCCCCCCGUGGUAAAAAAAGGCCCAUUUCAUUUCAGUAGGGAUGAGAAUGACUAUUGAAUGUGGAUGUUGAAAGACAAAGAAUGUGUUGGUGUUAUUUAUGGUGAAUUCAUUAGCCGGUGUGAGGGCAGUUGGUGAAUGUGGGUAUUGCUGAUAGUGUUGUGAGGUGUAGAACUGUUUACAAGUCAGAUGGGGAGACAGCAGAGAACAAGCAUGAAUUGACCUUUUGUGCUGCUUAAGAUUUAGCUGAAACCCCUAUCAGUGUUUUAUUCGGAGAAUCAUUUGUCGUUUGUGCACAUUUUACUAAACUUUUGAGGACCAGAACUCCUUACUAGAAUAGUAAACCAACAACUUCAGAGAAGUGAGGACGUUUGGCCAGUCCUCACUUAUAAAAAGGCUAUUUUAGGGUUGUGGUUGGGGUUAGGAUAAAUAGAGUUAAGGAAAAUAGGGUUAGGGAAAAUGGGAUUUUGAAUGGGAAUCAUUGUUGGUCCCCAAAACGUCCUCACGAGUUUAGUAAGACAUAGUUGGGUGUUUUAAUUCAAGCACUUUUCUUUCAAUGUCACUUUGUUUUAAACUAUGGGAUAUUAAUUAAUAAAGAUUUAAUAUACUCAA